AUGGUUCCCAAUGAAUGUCAUUCUAUUCCAUUGUCACCCCAAUUAGGGCUCUUACUUCAUACUUUUAAUUUUAGUAAAUUUAAUUAUCUAAAAAAAAACCGUUUUUUAUGUACCUUAAUGAAUGAAUGA
Molecule: messenger RNA, 129 nt
Organism: Racocetra fulgida
Lineage: Eukaryota; Fungi; Glomeromycota; Glomeromycetes; Diversisporales; Gigasporaceae
Source: the annotation of a GenBank genome assembly